AUGCACGCAGGGUAUGCCAACAACAUUCUUGCGCCAGGACCGAAGCCCCCUGAACACAUUGCCCGAUUGCGCAGCUUACUCGUCGAUGCUGAGGCAGAGUUGCGACGACGGCGCCAACAUCGAUUGGAGCUUGAGAGUAGCAAGUUGCCUUCGGCCGAUCGGUCGGCUGACAUCCAUGUGGACGUGGAGCUGCCCGACGAUCCGCCAGAGGAACUGGCAAUGAAGGCCAUGGCAGCUCAUCACGAGCCUCCUCCAGCAGCGUUGCAUCGGUUAGCCGUUGCUGUGAUGCUGUUGCUGGAGGCCCCACUGCUCGUUGACCUGGGAGAUCAUCCCUUGCCUUGGCGGGUGCCAUGGCGGAAUCUCCAAGUCCUUCUGCGCAAGCCGUGUGAGGAAGCUGCAGACGCAGCCAAAGCAUCUCACGCGCCUAUGGUUUCCAUAGUGGCAGCUUUGCGCAGGCAUCCGUUUGGACAGCGCUUGGCCAAACAUGUUCAUCGAAUCUUGGCGGGUGAUUUGCCCGUGACACGAGAGGAAGUACUGCAGGCAGACAAGCAGUGUGUAUGCUUGUAUGAUUGGGUGCACGAAAUGACCGCACCUUUGCUGAAUCUUCCUGAUUCCCAAAGUGCCUCGCCAGACUCACCUACAUUAGAUGCAGCUGAAUCGCAAGAUGAUCGCUCCGCAGCGGUUGUGGCUGUGUCCGAACAGGAGAAAGAGGUGGCACGAUUACGACGCAAACUGCGUGAGGCUGAAAGAUCGGAGCAAGCAGCGGCAGACUUUGCAUCGGAGAAUGAUCCUGCGGGUGUACCCAUUGAGGCAUCCAGCAACCGAAAUGAGAGUCCGGCUUCGCCAGAGCUUCCGGAGCUUCCAGAGGAGCUUCGAGAGGAGCUUGAAGUAACUGGACAGAAGUCUCUUCAGUAUCGGCUGGAAGAGGUGAGUGUGCCUGCAACACAAGAGGCUGUUCUGCGCUCUCUUGUUAAGACUCUGCUCGAGCCACGUGCUGGCUCCAAGCGCUGUUUGGAAAUUGUGGGUCAUGCAGAAGAUCGGGAGGAUGCAGAGAUUGCAAAAGAAAGAGCAGAAGCAGCAAAGGCGUGGCUGCUGAGCUGCGGUGUUCCGCCUGAGCGUCUGAUCGCUGUACGUUGGGAAGCAGGUGGUCCUUCUAUCUGUCGGCGCACAGACCUUCGACUGCUGGAGCCAGUUGGUGCAGAUUCUGCGAUGCGGCAAAAAGCCGCGGAGCUCAUGAAACGCAUCUUUGCCGGCCGUGCCGGACUUGUUGAAGGAGAGGGGCCAAAUUCCCGUGCUGAACAGUGUGGGACAAGUGGGAGUAACAUGCCUGGUGACACGAAAGAAUGCCAAAAAGAUAUGGAGGCUGUGGCUGCGCAGCCCAGUUACAAUUUGGAAGAAAGCUUCGAUUCUGCCACUCAGCGUCGUCAACUUCGACUGGUCUUUCGGAAGGAGACGUUGACUCCAACGGACGCAGUGUUGGAGGUUGGUUCUCGCACUGUGCGCUUGGGCAGCCUUGCUGGUGCAUGGAAAGAGUUGGAGGUGACGCUGCCGUUUGAGGUUAGAUCGCUGGAGCAACCCGCAGCAAAAUUUUCUAGACGAGCAGGUACGUUGACGGUGCUUCUGACGGCGGCUCACGAUUAG
This is a messenger RNA of Symbiodinium natans, 1641 nucleotides long. Lineage: Eukaryota; Dinophyceae; Suessiales; Symbiodiniaceae. The record is from the annotation of a GenBank genome assembly.